UUGAAAGCUUGAGGCGGGGCUUGAACAUUAGCCGCAGUGGAAGCAGAGGCCGGUGUUGAAGGGCACAUUGUGUGUGUGUGGCUGCUCGGAGAAAUAAAGUUAUUAGUCAUGGGUGGACACGACUCAGGAACUCACCAUCAAUUCACUGGCAUCCAGAAAUACUUCAAUGCAUAUACAAUAACAGGGAGAAGGAAUUGUGUGUUAGCCACAUAUGCAGGAAUUGCGGCCCUCAUCCUUUUCUUUAAACUGAAGCCCAAGAAACAUACUCCGGCCAUAACAGACAAAUAAUGGGUUCUUGGUUCUGCAAUCAAAAUGUGAUAGAUUCCUCCUUCCAAAUAAGAAGACAUUGAUUUGUAUUGUUUAUUUACAAAAUAUCAAUUAUAGAUAAAAACUGUACAAAAACAAGCAGUGAUUCCUCUCAUUUACAGUUAAGCAUCACACAGUCUGUUGGAGGUAUAUAAUUAAAUGUAUUCCACUGUCA
Xenopus tropicalis (tropical clawed frog) is the source of this 481-nucleotide messenger RNA. RefSeq names its product ATP synthase membrane subunit k (gene atp5mk). The coding region runs from base 109 to 288 and encodes 59 amino acids. Gene Ontology annotation, cellular component: mitochondrial membrane. The transcript has 4 exons. The record is from RefSeq and is a predicted model, not a curated record. Lineage: Eukaryota; Metazoa; Chordata; Amphibia; Anura; Pipidae.